Molecule: messenger RNA, 339 nt
Organism: Helobdella robusta
Lineage: Eukaryota; Metazoa; Annelida; Clitellata; Rhynchobdellida; Glossiphoniidae
Exons: 3
Coding region: 1-339 (112 amino acids)
Biological process (GO): cell surface receptor protein tyrosine kinase signaling pathway; multicellular organism development; protein phosphorylation
Cellular component (GO): signaling receptor complex
Molecular function (GO): transmembrane receptor protein tyrosine kinase activity; ATP binding
Source: RefSeq, a predicted model, not a curated record
AUGGCAUUUCUAGCUCUACGGGGAAUCGUUCAUAGGGACCUCGCUGCCAGGAAUGUUUUACUUCACGAAGAUGGUUCUGCAAAGGUGGCAGAUUUUGGGUUGGCUAUUCCUCCUGAACAAGCAUUAUUAAACAAUGGCGCUGCAUCAUCAUCGACGCCAUCAUCGCCCACUUCAUUCACCGAUAGGAAGAGCCAGCCUUCGCAUGAGAACAUCAUCCACCUCAACAACAAGUUCCCUAUCAAGUGGACUGCACCUGAGGCCAUCAAGGACGCUAAAAAAGGUGCAACCUUAGCAAUGAAUGCUAUUUUAUUGGUGACCUUGACUAAAGUAAUAACAUAA